CAGAUAUGAACCAACAACGCUCUGCAUUGUUCACUCCGCACUCAUCGCUUGGCUAUCCAUCUCUGUGAUCUCGUCGUCGCGCUGCCGUUGUCUGUUGCAUCGCAUCGCACAGCUGUCGAUCGUCACGUCACCAAACGCCGGAGAAAAUCAUUGGCGCCAGACACCUGGAAUCAAGUUUGAGCAACGCGUUUGUCACGUCACUGGCUGCUGCCACACCAACCACCCACCUGCAUUUGACACCACUUCUCGUCUUGCCAUUUCGCUUCUUGAUCUUGCAGCGUUCUUGGUGCAUUUUCCUCUCAACACCACACACCACCGCCGACUGCUGGAGACAUGGCGCCCAAGCGAACUCGCGCUCAGGCGAGCUCUCAGCCAGCAGAGCAGCGACAAACUCGAGCUGCUGGCCGCAAGCGACGUGCCAGCGAUGCUUCUGAGCCCAUGUCGGAGCGCCCAUCGAGCAGCCACAGCAUCAACACGCCAUCCAUGGCCUCGACGCCCGCCAAGAAGAGAAAGAAAACUCGAGCCGCUGCGUCGGUCGAGCCCGAGAUGAUUGUCGAAGAAGAAGAGGAGGUGGAGAAUGUGCAGACGGGUCCGACAUACGAUGCUGCUGCAUCUGAUGCAGUCGAAACUGUGACAGAGACCACUCGUCGUGUCGUCAACGAAGUACAAUUUCCAGCAGGAAGACAGUCACAGACGGUGGCACUGAACGACGACGAUGAAGGAGACCGGACCACCGCCUUCCACAUCACCCCGCACCCACGCAAGAUGUCCAUCAAGCGCCGUAUUACCGUUUCUCCUGGCGUCAAUGAGGAGGGCGAAAAGAGACAGAAAAUUACGUCCACGAGACACUCGCUCCCCGCUGCUCUACUCCAGAAUGGAGAGCAUUACUACACCGUAGAUCAACACAAUAUGGCACCUCUCAGCGCUGUGCUAUCAGAGCGCAUUCAACACCGCUUGCAGAUCCACAAAAAGCGAGACGCGCGGAUCAAGGACCUAGAGGCACAACGACCACUUCUUGAGGGCGACGACCUCGAAACGCUGGACGCAGAGUUGGUAGAAUUGCGUGAAGAGCAAAAGCACACAUUCGAUGCCUUGACCACCCAUGACGAGGAUGACGAGCUGGACCCCGACAUGCUCGUGCUCGAGAGCCAGCAAGAGUUCGCGUACAACGAGGCUCCCCACGAUUCCACCAUGCUCGAUUCGUCCCAAGUCAAACUUCGUCAGUCACUCUCACAGUCUACUUCCCAGCGCAACAAGGAGCAGGAUUGGGAGACCGAGCGAGAGAAUUUCCGAUCUGCCAUCGUGACCCUCAGCAAUCAAGCCAACGAUGCGAAGACCAAGCUACAGAUUCUCGAGAUUGAGUUGCGUGCUCUUGGCUUUGGUGAUCAUGAAGAUACACGAUCCAUUCUGAUCAGCAUUCGCGAAAGCUUCAUGGCCGUGCGUGAGGGCCUUGAGACCGUCCUUCCUGGUAGUAUUCCGGAGGACGCCUCUAAUGGAGACCUGCUCGAGAUCUUGUUGGCAGAUGUUGAAGAGUUUGCCGCGCGCCUGCGCACGCAGGAUAAGGAGCUUUUUGAGAAGAGCAACCUUGCUGCAAGUCUCAGCUCUCAAGUGGACCGCCUGUUGGACCAUCUCGCCGAAGCGAAGAUCGAGACUGAACGCCUGCUCCAGUUGCAAUCAGAACUAGAACAAGAGAAGCUCGGAAACGAAGAGGAGAAUCUGGACCUCAAAGCAGAGAUGGACCAAAUCGCGGAUGAGCGUGACGCCUUGGAUGACGAACUCGAAGCUGCGCAGAAGCGUGUCAAGGAGUAUGAGGUCACAUACGCUGAGCUUACGUCGACAAUCGAAAAGCUGGGCGCAUCGCUCACCAAGUAUCAGACCGAGGAGCAGAGGCUGACCGAUCUGAUCACUCGUAUGGAGGGGGAGCAUGCAACAAACGUGCUGAGCAUGAAGACCGAGCACGAUGAGACUGUCAGCGGGCUUGAGGCACAAAUUGAGGAGCAGAAUCAGCUUCGCGAGGAGGCCGAGAACCUCGCGGCGGAUCGUCAGACCAUGAUCACCGGCCUGGAAGAACAGAAGCUUGCAGUCGAAGAAGAGCGCAACCUGUUGCAGGAGGAGCUCGAGGCCAUGACAAAGCAGCGUGAUGCAGAGCGUGAUGCCCGUGAAGAUGCUGAGAUGGAUGUGAGGGAGAGAAACGUAGAGGUGGAAAACCUGGAGGAGCGUGUCGACCGUCUGGAAGAGCAGCUUGGCGAUCUGAACGAGCAGAUCAAUGACCUUCGCGAACUCAACGAAAGUGAGCGCAAGGACCGCGAGGCCGUGGAGGCGGAGCUCGGGACUGCACAAGAAGAAAUCGCAGAACUCACGACGAAGCUGCAAGAAUCUGGAGCUCAAGCUAAUGAACUUCGACAGAAGCUAUGGCAAGUGCAGCAGACGAACGAGAAAGAGGUCAAGGAGCUUAAGCAGCUUGCCUCUGAGCGAGAUCAACAGUACCAAGCCGAUAUCAAGGAGGAGGUUGAGCGUCGCGAAGUCGUCGAGGGCGACCUGCAAGACCGCGAAGAGGUCAUCGAAGAUCUCAAGGCACAGCUCGCAGAUCUGGAAAAACAGAUGGCCGAAACCCUAGCCGAACGUGACGAGCGCAUCUUGUCUCUCGAGCAGGAGGUCGCCGACAAGACUGCUGAGAUCGAGGAGUUGAGUGCGGAUCUGAAGACCACUCAGAAUCUGUAUGAGGCACAGGUCGCUCUCAACAAGGAUGAUCGCGAAGAGUUCGAGCGCAGCAUCGCGGCUCUCCAGGAUACCAUUGCCACCCACGAAGAUCAGAUCGCCACUCUUCAACAAGACACGGUUGAUGAAUCGGCAUUGCACGCAUCGGAGAUCGAAGAUCGGAACUCAAGAAUUGCUCAGUUGAACCAUGAUGUCGCUGAACUGACCAGCCAAGUUGGUGAGCUGAAAGCAGACAAGGCCAGCCUGGAGCGACGUGUCGAAGAGGAAGCCGAGCAGAUGCUGCAAGUCCAAGCCGAAAUGGGCGACGAGAUCGAAAAUCUCAAAGCUGUCGUUGCCGACAAGCAGGCUAAGAUUGCUGUCGUUGAGCAAAAGGCAGUUGAGGCCGACGAACGCUGGCAGGAUGUGCUUCAAGCUCGUGAAGAAGAUAUUCGCCUUCUGCAGGAGCAGACGGAGAUUUCCGAGGAGACCAUCACGACACUCACUACUCAGAACGAAUCACUCCGACACAAAUUCGCCGAGUAUGUCCGACGUACCACAGCCAAGAUGCGAGUGUUGCGGGAUGAGAACGACCGAGCGCAUGCGAGAAUCAACGAACAGGCCGAAGAGACGAUGAAAGAUGGCGAUGCCCAAAUGCUGGAAUUGGAAGCUAUGGAUACUGUCUCUUCCCUCGUAACCAAGACCACAACACGCACGACCGUCAACGGUCGAGCAUCUGUCGAGCCAGCCUCUUCGCACUCCAAGCUAGGCCGUCUGCGAAAGAAGCGCGUCAAGGACAGUGGCAUUGGCAUGGACGAGAAUGAAUCUUUGCUCUCAGCUUAGACUCGCUUGACACUGAACAUGACGAUGAUGAACGAUUGAGAGAAGCAAUUUGAAAGCUGCGAACGAACAGAAGCGGUAAUGGACACCACGAGGGAGCUUGCUUUUGGAUGCAUGGCCACUUCGAGGGGAAAAAGAGGACAUCAUAUUUUCAUUUGCAUCGCAUUGCUCGCAUUGAUGCGGCUCGAGCGUUUUGUUUUCUUUGGGUUGUAGUUUCUUGUACUUGUACGAUGGAUGGAUGAAGGAAAAAGUAAAUGGUAGAAAGCAUCAGCGAGAUUGAAAUUGAUUACAUGGAACCUCUUUACAUCUUGUCAACAUCUUGACUCCCUCAAUUUCUCCACGUACAGUAUCAGAC
Messenger RNA from Cercospora beticola, 3889 nucleotides. RefSeq lists its product as uncharacterized. The record is from RefSeq and is a predicted model, not a curated record. Gene Ontology annotation, biological process: actomyosin structure organization; peptidyl-threonine phosphorylation. Lineage: Eukaryota; Fungi; Ascomycota; Dothideomycetes; Mycosphaerellales; Mycosphaerellaceae. Gene Ontology annotation, molecular function: protein serine/threonine kinase activity. Gene Ontology annotation, cellular component: cytoplasm; cytoskeleton.